Oldenlandia corymbosa var. corymbosa is the source of this 1953-nucleotide messenger RNA. Lineage: Eukaryota; Viridiplantae; Streptophyta; Magnoliopsida; Gentianales; Rubiaceae. The record is from the annotation of a GenBank genome assembly.
AUGGGAGGUCUGUGCUCAAGAAGAUCCACAGAUGAGAGUGGAUUGCGCAGUAUAAUUCCGCAUGUUAAUGGUCACCUUAAUUAUAGUUCUGGAAUGGCCUAUGGGUCGCGUGGAUUCCCUGCGCAAGAAAAUAAUAAUGCUAUGCAGCAUCCAGUAGGCGAAACCAUGGAUAAGCAGCUUACUGAACCCUUUUCAUUUCCUGAGGUGAAUACAAGUUAUCUUGGUACAAAUCUUGAUGACGCCACUGAUGGAAUACCUCGCUUGUAUAGGGCUAUGUCAAAUAAAUCUAGAUCAGCAAGGCCAACACAAGUGGCGAUUGCAAAGGUUUCAGAAGUGGGUUCGUUUUUAGGUAAAGCAGGCUCAGCAGGUCUGGGGAAGGCAGUAGAUGUGCUGGACACGCUUGGUAGUAGCAUGACAAACUUGAACCUCAGUGGUGGCUUUGCCUCUGGUGUGACGACAAAAGGAAAUAAAAUUUCAAUUCUGGCUUUUGAAAUUGCAAAUACAAUUGUUAAGGGCGCAAAUCUCAUGAAUUCCCUAUCCGUAGAGAAUAUCACACAUUUGAAGGAUGUAGUGAUCCCCUCUGAAGGUGUCCAACGCCUAAUAUCGAGAAACAUGGAUGAACUUCUAAAACUUGCAGCUGCUGACAAGAGGGAUGAAUUGAAGUUGUUCUCUGGAGAAGUGGUUCGUUUCGGAAACCGUUGUAAAGAUCCUCAAUGGCACAACUUGGACCGCUACUUUGAAAAAUUGGAAUCAGAUUCCACGCCACAUAAGCAAUUGAAAGAAGAAGCUGAGAGUGAGAUGCUGCAGCUAAUGACAUUGGUUCAACAUACUGCUGAACUGUACCAUGAAUUGCAUGCUUUGGACAGGUUUGAGCAAGACUACCGUCGUAAAGCCCAGGAAGAAGAUAAUCUAAAUUCUGCUCAAAGGGGUGACAGCCUUACACUUUUAAGGGCAGAGUUGAAGAGUCAAAGGAAGCAUGUCCGAAAUUUGAAGAAGAAGUCACUUUGGUCUAAGAUUUUGGAAGAGGUGAUGGAGAAGCUUGUGGAUAUUGUGCAUUUUUUGCAUUUGGAAAUCCGUGUUGUGUUUGGCCCAGCAGAUGUAGAUCAACCAUUAAAGAGCUGCACGCAGAGGUUGGGAUCUGCUGGCCUUGCAUUACAUUAUGCAAACAUCAUCAUGCAAAUUGAUACUCUAGUUACUCGCUCUACUUCAGUGCCACCAAAUACAAGAGAUGCUUUGUAUCAAGGGCUGCCUCCAAGUUUAAAGUUAGCUUUACGUUCUAAACUGCAAUUGUUGCAGCUAAGUGAAGAGGCAACCAUCCAACAAGUUAAAGCUGAAAUGGAAAAAACUUUGCACUGGCUUGUUCCAAUGGCUACCAACACAACAAAGGCACAUCAUGGCUUCGGUUGGGUUGGAGAAUGGGCAAACACAGGAUCGGAAAUGAACCGGAAAACAAGCGGCCAGACUGAUUUACUUCGAAUACAGACUCUUCAUCAUGCUGAUAAGGAGAAGACAGAAGCUUAUAUUCUUGAUUUGGUAGUGUGGCUUCAUCAUCUUGUCAGCUUAUCAAGGUCUGGAUUUAGAUCGCCUGGGAAGUCUCCUAUCCGCUCCCCAAAUCAAAAGACUAUUCAGUUGAUGCCAGACAAACCAAAUUGUCGUUCGCCAACCUUGACCGUCGAGGACCAUGAGAUGCUUCGUGAUGUGAGCAAGAGGAAGCUGACUCCUGGAAUAAGUAAAAGUCAAGAAUUUGAUACUGCCAAAACUAGGUUGAUAAAAAAUCAUAGGUUAACGAAGAGUAACAGCCAUUCUCCAACGUACGAAACUAAAAAGGAGGUCUUCCCCAUCAGAAGGCCAUCAUCAAUUCCAGUGAUUGACUUUGAUAUUGAUCGCAUGAAAGCAUUAGACGUCAUCGAUAGAGUGGAUACAGUUCGAACUGGGCAGUUUGUAGGAGGGUAA